Molecule: messenger RNA, 885 nt
Organism: Monosiga brevicollis MX1
Lineage: Eukaryota; Choanoflagellata; Craspedida; Salpingoecidae
Exons: 4
Coding region: 1-885 (294 amino acids)
Biological process (GO): telomere maintenance via recombination; chromosome organization involved in meiotic cell cycle; double-strand break repair
Cellular component (GO): Mre11 complex; condensed nuclear chromosome
Molecular function (GO): double-stranded telomeric DNA binding; ATP hydrolysis activity; single-stranded telomeric DNA binding
Source: RefSeq, a predicted model, not a curated record
AUGGCCAAGGUCAACAAGCUCUUGAUACAGGGCAUUCGAUCCUUCAGCCCAGAUCAGCACGAAGUGCUCGAGUUCUUUCCAAUCACAGUGGUGGUGGGCGAGAAUGGCUCGGGCAAGACGACCAUUGUCGAAGCUCUGCGUUUCAUCACCACGGGCGAGUACCCCAGCGGCAAAUGCUUUGUCCAUGAUCCCCGAAUUGCAGACCGACCCUCUGUCGAUGCCCGCAUCAAACUCAGCUUCACCACCACCGAUGGUCAGCAAAUGGUUUGCACCCGACAGCUCACCGCCCAGCAAAAGGCCAAUGCCAGCGUACCCACCACCCGCAGCAUCGAGGGCACCGUCAAAUAUAGUGACGAAACCGGCCAGUUGAUCACCGUUGCUUCCUGCGCGUCCUGCGCAAUGUGGCAGAUGAUUACCAAGCUGGGCGUGUCCAAGGCCAUUUUGUCCAACGUGAUUUUUUGUCAUCAAGAUGAUUCCAAUUGGCCGUUUUUGGAGGGCAAGAAGCUCAAGGAAAAAUUUGACGCCAUCUUCUCCGCCGUGCGGUCCGUCCGCCCCGCGCUCGCAACACCCAACCCAUUCCUUUUCCUCUUCCUCGAACGGGACAGGGGCAAACGGGACAGGGGCAGGAUCUUUUGCGGAGGAGGGGGGGGGGGGGGGGGGGGGGGGGGGGGGCUCAAAGAGCGCAAGGCCGAUGCUGAGAACACUGAGAAACAACUCAUCAAGGUUCAGGAGGAGCUGCAAACCGUGGCCACCACCAUGGCUGAUGUUGAGCGCCAGCUUGAACCAGUCGUGAAUGCACUAACCGCCUACAGCGAGCAAGAGGAGGACAUUCGUCACGUGCAAGUCGAGAUGGGUGCGUUUUGCGAUGCAUGUGCCCCGGUUUGA